This is a messenger RNA of Sceloporus undulatus (fence lizard), 975 nucleotides long. Its product is annotated as olfactory receptor 52Z1-like. Gene Ontology annotation, biological process: G protein-coupled receptor signaling pathway. Gene Ontology annotation, cellular component: membrane. Bases 1 to 975 code for a protein of 324 amino acids. The transcript has a single exon. The record is from RefSeq and is a predicted model, not a curated record. Lineage: Eukaryota; Metazoa; Chordata; Lepidosauria; Squamata; Phrynosomatidae. Gene Ontology annotation, molecular function: olfactory receptor activity; G protein-coupled receptor activity.
AUGCUGUGGGUCUCUGAACCCUCCACCAACCAGACCAGUCUCUACCCGGCUUCCUUCAUCCUGGUUGGCAUCCCAGGCUUGGCGGAGUAUCACUGCUGGAUCGCCGCUGUCUUUGGCCUGAUGUACCUCGUUGCGCUUUUGGGUAACUUCUUCCUGCUCUUCCUUGUCGUGACAGAGCGUGGCCUCCGCCGCCAGCCCAUGUUCCUCUUCCUGGCCCUGCUGGCCAUGGCUGACCUCCUCUUGUCCUCCUCCACAGCACCCAAAACCCUGGCCGUCCUCUGGUCCGCUUCCCAAGAGAUCUCCUUCGAGGGUUGCCUGGCCCAGAUGUUCUUCACCCACGUCAGCUUCAUCGCAGAGUCCACCAUCCUACUAGCUAUGGCAUUUGACCGCUACGUGGCCAUAUGCCACCCGCUGCACUAUGUGGCCAUCCUCACUCCCUCUGCCGUGGCCAAGAUGGGCAUGGUGGCCCUGGCCAGGGGCAUCUGCGUGAUGCUGCCCACCAUCUUCCUCCUGAGGAGGCUGACCUAUUGUGGGCGGCGGGUGAUGCCCCACUCCUACUGCGAACACAUGGGCAUCGCCCGCAUGGCCUGCGUGGACAUUGCCCUCAACAUCUGGUAUGGCUUCACCACUACCCUUCUGUGUCCAGGUGUGGACAGCCUCCUCAUCUUCUUCUCCUACCUCCUGAUCCUCAGGUCGGUCUUCCGGCUGCCCUCCGGAGAGGCCCGGCUCAAAGCCCUGGGCACCUGUGGCUCCCACCUCUGUGUCAUCCUCCUCUUCUACACACCAGCUUUCUUCUCCUUCUUUGCCCAUCGCUUUGGAAAUGGCCUCAUCCCUCAGCACCUCCUCAUCCUCCUGGCCAACCUCUACCAGCUCCUUCCGCCUAUGCUCAACCCAAUCGUCUAUGCUGUCAGGACCAAGGCCCUCCGUCAAAGGGUGGCACGGACCUGGGCUCAAGUGGGCAAACUCUGUUGCUGA